Messenger RNA from Bubalus bubalis (water buffalo), 2820 nucleotides. RefSeq names its product TRAF interacting protein (gene TRAIP). The transcript is spliced from 16 exons. Lineage: Eukaryota; Metazoa; Chordata; Mammalia; Artiodactyla; Bovidae. The record is from RefSeq and is a predicted model, not a curated record. Bases 140 to 1558 code for a protein of 472 amino acids.
CGUGCAGCCACUUCCGAUCCUCUCACGGAAGUUGCGCCGUGGAGCCAAAUUCGAAGCUAGUGAAGACGCGGAGGCACGGCCACCAAGCUGGACCCGUCGCCGUUUCCUUGGCUACCUCGGCUACUCGAGACCAGUCAUCAUGCCUAUCCGUGCGUUGUGCACCAUCUGCUCCGACUUCUUUGAUCACUCCCGCGACGUGGCCGCCAUCCAUUGCGGCCACACCUUCCACUCGCAUUGCCUAAUUCAGUGGUUUGAGACAGCACCAAGUCGGACCUGCCCGCAGUGCCGAAUCCAGGUCGGCAAAAGAACCAUUAUCAAUAAGCUCUACUUUGACCUUGCCCAGGAGGAGGAGAAUGUCUUAGAUGCAGAAUUCUUAAAGAAUGAACUGGAUAAUACCAGAGCCCUGCUUUCCCAGAAAGAGAAGGAAAAACGAGACAGCCAGCUCAUCAUUGACUCUCUGCGGGACACGCUGGACGAGCGCAAUGCCACUGUGGAGUCCCUGCAGAGGGCUUUGGACAAGGCCGAGAUGCUGUGCUCCACCCUCAAGAAGCAGAUGAAGUACUUGGAGCAGCAGCAGGAUGAGGCCAAGCAAGCACGAGAGGAGGCUCGCCGACUCCGGAGCAAGAUGAAGAACAUGGAGCGAAUCGAGCUCCUCCUCCGGAGCCAACGGCCUGAGGUGGAGGAGAUGAUCCGAGACAUGGGUGUGGGACAGUCCGCGGUGGAGCAGCUGGCCGUGUACUGCGUGUCCCUCAAGAAAGAGUAUGAGAAUCUAAAAGAGGCACGGAAGGCCUCAGGGGAGCUAGCUGACAAACUGAAGAAGGACUUGCUUUCUUCCAGAAGCAAGUUGCAGACAGUCUGCUCUGAACUGGACCAGGCCAAGUUGGAGCUGAAGUCGUCUCAGAAGGACUUACAGAGUGCUGACAAGGAAAUUACGAGCCUGAAAAAAAAGCUGACGAUACUGCAGGAAACCCUGAAGCUGCCACCAGGAGACAGUGAAACUAUCAACCGCCUCGUUUUAGAGAGCCCAGCUCCUAUGGAAAUGGUGAGCCUGAAGCUUCGCCGGCCAGCCUUUGGUGAUGAUAUUGACCUCAAUGCCACCUUUAAUGUGGACACUCCCCCAACCCAGCCCUCCAGCACCCAGUAUGGCCUUGCCAAGAGGCUCUUCCCUGAGAAGGCACAUUCUCCUGUUCAGGACGUUCCCAAGAAGAUGCCCAAAGGCCCCAGGCAGGAGUCCCAGCUCUCGCUGGGGGGCCAGCGCUGUCUGGGGGAGCCUGAUGAGGAGCUGGCUAGUGCGUUCCCCGUCUUCAUCCGGAAUGCUGUCCUGGGCCAGAAACAGACCAAGAGGGUCAGGGCAGAGCCCUGCCGCAGCACAGAUGCAGUAAGGAUUGGCUUCGAUGGACUUGGAGGCCGAACCAAAUUCAUCCAGCCUACCGACACAACUAUGAUCCGCCCACUGCCAGUUAAACCAAAGCCCAAGGCCAGGGCUAGGCAGAAACUGGGGGCCAGGACAGCGCCCACCCCGUCCCAGGCCACGCUGGAUAAUUUCCUGUGGCAGUGAAAACACUUUGUCCACAGUCUGUAACCUGGGCACAGUGCAAGGCCAUAAGCAGGAAAGCAAAUGGGCGAACCAGGGUCUAGACACAGGGAACUCACAGCAAGCACAAGUGACCUGUGACGACAACCCCUUCUUCACCUUUCAACUCUACCAGCCAAGUUGGUAGUCUCCGCGGUUUGGCUUCAAGAGCACUUUCUUCCGGAAGACUUCUCUUUUAAGUCCUAACUUGGGUGCGGACUUGGGCUUCCCUAGUGGCUCAGCUGGUAAAGAAUCCGCCUUGCAGGGCAGGAGACCCAGGUUCAAUCCCUGGGUCAGGAAGACCCUGGAGAAGGAAAUGGCAGCCCACUCUAGUAUCCUUGCCUGGAAAAUCCCAUGGACAGAGGAGUCUGGUGGGCUACAGUCCAUGGGGUUGUAAAGAGUAUCUGAGCAUGUUAGGUGAGGACCCCUAAACUUCCCUUUCUCAUUACUGGGUGAGUGUUUGCCUGUUUCUGCACAUUUCAGCAUGAACCUGGCAUAAGAGAGACUGCUUCAGAUUGAGAGUGCCCGUCUGCUCCCCUGCAGGUGCGUGGGAGCCUGGGGCUUCUUGGGGGGAAGUGAUGCUCUUGAUUAUGGGAGUUGGACUCCUUUGGUGCUGCCUCGAGCCAAGGAUGGUUAGGGAGUGGAAGUGCAGCAUCAAAUGAAGUGCAGUGGCUGGCUAAUAGCUUUCUUAUAGAUCAGUAAUCAAUUAGAAUUAAAAACCGAGAAACAAAAAGAAGAAAAAAUAAUAACAUUAAAAACCCAGCACCAACAAAGAAGAAGAAAGGAAACAAAAUAUUUAGGUAUAAAUCUAACAAAAUAGGUACAAGAUCUCUGUGAGGGUAAACUACAAAGCUCUAGGUCUAUACGUACAAUGGAACAUUAUUUAGGCUUUAAAAAAAAAUUCUGAAACAUGCUACAGUGUAAGUGAAUCUUGAAGACACUAAGCUACUUGAAAUAAUCCAGGGGCAAAGGACAAAUUCUGUAGGAUUCCAUGUAUAUGCGAUAUCAAGAGUAGUCAGAUUCACAGAGACAGAAGGUAGCAUGGUUAUUGCCAAGACUGGGAAGGAAGGAAUGGAAAGUUAUUGUCAAAUGGGUUGCGAGUUCCAGUUUGAGAAGUUGAAAUUCUGGACAUGAAUGGUGGUGUUGGUACAACAACGUGCAUGUCUGUAAUGCUACUGAACUGUAUAUUUUAAAACAUUAAAUUUCAUCUUAUGUUUAUUUUCUUACAAUAAAAAAAAGGACCAAAA